AUGAGUAUUCGGGAGUAUUUUUGGAACGACACAAUGGCUCGAGUUGCUGCGUAUGUGCCAACAAAAAAAUUAUGCAGGUUGGCUGUACGCAUGUUUAUAGGGACUCAAGGUAAUUUCUAUAUAGUAUUUCCUAAAAAUCGCGAUAUGGCUUUUAAGCUUCUUGAUGCAGCAGCAGUUAAUUCUCGCUCUUUAGACCAAUUAAACCAAAUUCAGUUCUCUAUCGCUCAGCUUAAAAAAAUUGAAGCAGUUGAAACAGGAAAGCCUCAAUUGUUGAAGGAAGCCAAUAACGAGCUUAGCGUGCUUUGCAGAGAAGAUUACAUAGUUGCAAAGGUAAAGUCUAUGCUAGUUUGCUAUGGGAAAAGAGCUAAUGAAAAUCAAUAAAAAAGCCAACCCAUCAACCCAAAAGCAAAUGGAAGUGCUAUAGCUUAUACCCCGUUUUGGAUCGGCCUUGAGCACCUCCUCCCCGUGCCACCCACUCCUUAACGGUUCAAAUAUUUUAACAUGCUAAAUAUUAGUUUGACAAGUUAAAAUAUUUGAGGGGGAUUGCCAAAUAAUAUUUAACAUUUAAAAUUUUCAGGACCGUCAGGGGUGGGUGACAUGGGAGGGGGUGCUUAAUGGUGAGCAACCACGAGGGGUGUGCUGUAUCACGCCAAUAUUUGUCUGAAUGCGCAGCCAGUUCUUAUGCCCCUUCUUAUUACUACUUCGGAAUGGCGCAUGAGCAAGGAAUAGGUGGACCAGUCAAUAAACAGCAAGCAGAGGGAUGAAUCGCCAGAGCUGCAAAUGAAGAUGACCCUAAAGCAUUUUUCAAGCUAUCACAAUGGUGAUUUUUAUGCAGGUAUUUAGUUAAAGAAGACAAAGAGAUGUAUUUUAAGUAUAUGAAAUUAGCUGCUGAGUUAGGACUGAAUGAAGCACAACAUAAUUUAGGGGUUUAUUAUAAUGAGCAAGGAGACAUAAGGAAAGCUGUGGCAUGGUUUUACCAAGCUGCAAAAAACGCGUUUUAUCCUUCUAUAAUCAACCUUGGUAUCAUUUUUCUGAAUGGCAGAGGCGAAUUCGCAGCAAAUCCUUUGAUUGCUUAUAUAUGACUGAAAAAUGCGCAGAGGGUAGAAGACUCAACAAUGAUACAGAAGCUUGUAAGCGAGGCUGAAAAGGCUUUAGAUGAAAUAGGAAUCAAAUUUUAG
This is a messenger RNA of Blepharisma stoltei, 1178 nucleotides long. The record is from the annotation of a GenBank genome assembly. Lineage: Eukaryota; Ciliophora; Heterotrichea; Heterotrichida; Blepharismidae.